Aspergillus candidus is the source of this 1338-nucleotide messenger RNA. Its product is annotated as putative mitochondrial carrier protein. Gene Ontology annotation, cellular component: mitochondrial inner membrane; mitochondrion. The transcript is spliced from 2 exons. Gene Ontology annotation, biological process: glycine import into mitochondrion. NCBI's taxonomy places the organism in Eukaryota, Fungi, Ascomycota, Eurotiomycetes, Eurotiales, Aspergillaceae. The coding region runs from base 217 to 1203 and encodes 328 amino acids. The record is from RefSeq and is a predicted model, not a curated record. Gene Ontology annotation, molecular function: glycine transmembrane transporter activity.
ACCUUCAUUCUGUCCAUCUCUAACCCACAAUAUAUUCCGAGGAGACUUGUGUGAGCUUUUCCAGGCAUCACAACCCGCGCUAACCCAGUUCUUGUUCAUGUCUGAAAUGUACCCGUUGCCAAUGUGACCGUACUUCCAUGCGGACUAUCCGACUUCAUCAACCAAAUCACUCCAUCCGGUGAGGUGCCCAGUCAACCUGCGGUCCUCACCUCCGACAUGUCGAACAAUGCUGCAUAUGCGGUACCACCGGUGAAAGCUCCGUCAAUCUCAUCCAAAACAACCUUCCACUUCACCGCAGGGCUCUUCUCCGGCCUCACAUCCGCCAUCCUUCUCCAACCCGCCGACCUCCUCAAAACCCGCGUCCAGCAAUCCCAAACCUCCGCUCUCCUCCCAACCCUCAAAACCAUCCUCGCCUCCCCCCACCCAAUCCGCAGCUUAUGGCGCGGGACGCUCCCCUCCGCCCUCCGCACGGGCUUCGGCUCCGCCCUCUACUUCACCAGUCUCAACGCCCUCCGACAAGGCAUCGCGCAGACCACCCCACUCGCCAACCCCAACACUAGCACCAUCACCAACACCUCCACAUCCGCCCUCCCCAAACUCUCCAACUGGGCCAACCUCUCCACCGGCGCAGCCGCCCGCGUCGCCGCCGGCUUCGUCAUGAUGCCCGUGACGGUCCUAAAAGUCCGCUACGAGUCCGACUACUACGCCUACCGCAGUCUCUACGGCGCAGGGCGCGACAUCGUCCGCACAGAAGGCAUGCGGGGGCUCUUCGCGGGCUUCGGCGCAACAGCAGCACGAGACGCACCCUACGCAGGCCUCUACGUACUCUUCUACGAGCAACUCAAACGACACAUCGGGUCCCUGACCAGCCCAGAGCCGGGCCAAGCAGGCAGCGACCAGCCAGUACGAACGACAUCGUCGUCGUCGGUGAAUUUCGUAUCGGGCGCCCUGGCAGCAGGUCUAGCCACGGCGAUCACGAACCCGUUCGACGCGGUCAAGACGCGGCUGCAGCUUAUGCCGGGCCGGUACGGCAAUAUGAUGCGGGCGGUGCGGCUGAUGAUCCACGAGGACGGGGCCCGGAGCCUCUUCGGCGGACUUGGGCUGCGCAUCGGUCGUAAGGCGCUGAGUUCGGCGCUGGCGUGGACGGUGUAUGAGGAGCUUAUCCUGCGGGCGGAGAAACACUGGGCUGUGAAUGGGGGGUGAGCCCUCCCUCAUCCUCUUCCUCUAAGGUGCACUUUCCAGUCAGAGUUCCCUUCUUUAAUCAUAGCAUGUUGGAUCAAAGGGAAGAAAUAAAGAAGGAAAAAUGUAUACUAUUAAACGGACCUCGAUACGACAUAA